Bactrocera oleae (olive fruit fly) is the source of this 1565-nucleotide messenger RNA. It is a transcript of the gene cathD, whose product is annotated as cathepsin D. Gene Ontology annotation, cellular component: lysosome. Gene Ontology annotation, biological process: proteolysis; cell death. NCBI's taxonomy places the organism in Eukaryota, Metazoa, Arthropoda, Insecta, Diptera, Tephritidae. Gene Ontology annotation, molecular function: aspartic-type endopeptidase activity. The record is from RefSeq and is a predicted model, not a curated record.
UGUCAUGUGCAGAGUCUACAUUCUCUGUCAUGUGUGAGUUGACCUUUAUGUAGUACCGAACUCACAAAGCAGAAGUAAUUUUCCGUUCCCUUUUGUUCAAUUCUACAUUGCUUGGUCAUUAUCAAUUUUUCAAGAUAUUUGUAAUUUGCAAAGAUUUUUCCAUUUAGUUAUUUUUAAACCAUUGAAUUGCAAUAAUAUAAAAAUAUAAAACCGGAUUUAAGCUGACUGUGAUCACAGUUACAUAUGAUGUUUAAAACUCUCUUAAUUGUAUUCACGGUAUUUAGCUUAGCUAAUACCGAGCUAUUGCGAGUGCCACUAAAAAAAAUUAAAACUGCUAGACAACAUUUUUCCGAUGUGGGCACCGAAUUACAACAAUUACGCAUUAAAUACGCCAAUGGUGGCAUUGCUCCUGAACCACUUUCAAAUUACCUAGAUGCGCAGUACUAUGGCCCAAUAACAAUUGGAUCUCCUCCGCAAAGCUUUAAAGUGGUUUUUGAUACCGGUUCCUCAAACCUUUGGGUGCCAUCGAAAAAAUGUCAUUUAACAAACAUCGCUUGCCUCAUGCACAACAAAUACGAUGCUACAAAGUCUAAAACUUAUGAAAAGAAUGGCACCGAAUUCGCCAUACACUAUGGCUCUGGAAGUUUGUCUGGAUAUUUGUCUGCUGACACAGUGAAUAUCGGCGGAUUAGAUAUUAAAAAACAAUUUUUUGCCGAAGCAAUGAGUGAGCCGGGUCUCGUAUUUGUUGCGGCAAAAUUUGACGGUAUCCUCGGCUUGGCAUACAGUUCAAUAUCUGUGGACGGAGUAAAACCACCAUUUUAUAAUAUGUAUGAACAGGGCCUUAUUCCUGCUCCUGUAUUUUCAUUUUACUUAAACCGCGAUCCUGCUGCACCUGAAGGUGGAGAAAUUAUUUUUGGCGGUUCAGAUAAAGAUCAUUAUGUCGGAGACUUUACAUAUCUACCGGUAACACGCAAAGCUUACUGGCAAAUUAAAAUGGACGGUGCUUCAGUCGGUGAUUUACAACUUUGCAAAGGGGGCUGCCAAGUAAUUGCAGACACAGGUACUUCAUUAAUUGCUGGACCUACCGAAGAAACAACGGCUAUAAAUCAAGCUAUCGGUGGAACACCCAUCCUAGGUGGUCAGUAUAUGGUCUCUUGCGAAUUGAUUCCAAAACUUCCGAUAAUUAAAUUUAUAUUGGGUGGCAAAACAUUCGAAUUGGAAGGCAAGGACUAUAUUCUACGUAUUGCUCAAAUGGGUAAAACGAUUUGUUUGUCUGGUUUCAUGGGCAUGGAUAUUCCACCACCAAAUGGUCCAUUGUGGAUCCUUGGUGAUGUUUUUAUCGGUAAAUACUAUACUGAAUUCGAUAUGGGUAACGAUCGGGUCGGCUUUGCCACAGCAAAAUAAGAUUAUUAAAGAAAAAUACGUAUGAAGGUCUGAAAGGAGGGAGAAUUAUGUGAAGACAGAAAAUUUAAUCGAAAAUAUUUGCGUUACAAUUGUUAAUAAAAGUUAAGGUUUUGUGAGCUUUAAAUGUAUUUCAGACUAUAAAUAAAGACAUUAUCGCAGUA